Molecule: messenger RNA, 3135 nt
Organism: Papaver somniferum (opium poppy)
Lineage: Eukaryota; Viridiplantae; Streptophyta; Magnoliopsida; Ranunculales; Papaveraceae
Product: mechanosensitive ion channel protein 10-like
Exons: 5
Coding region: 300-2831 (843 amino acids)
Biological process (GO): monoatomic anion transport; transmembrane transport; detection of mechanical stimulus
Cellular component (GO): plasma membrane
Molecular function (GO): mechanosensitive monoatomic ion channel activity
Source: RefSeq, a predicted model, not a curated record
GUUUGUCUCCACUUGAAAAGUUUGUUACUUGCCAGAAGAGACCUUUAAUUGUUGAAUUCUCUAAACGUGUUUGCUACAUUAAUUUACCUGCUCCAACUAAAGUAAUCACAUCUUAUUAACAUAUUCUGAGAGGAGAAAAAAUUUAAGGUUUAGAUCAUAACCCAGCUCAUUCAUCAUUUUUCAGUUUUUGCCAUAUCAUGAAUGUCAAAAUUUUAGGUACAGAUUAGUUUAUGUCAAGAGUUCGAUGAAAACAUGAGUUUGAUCAAAAUUGUAGAGAUUUUAGACUAGGAAGGAAGGAUAUGGCAACAGGAGGAUUAAGUGGGAAUAAUGCAGCUGCAGCCAUCGUUUUGGCAAGUAAAGCAACAACUGCAUCAACUGAUGUGGUCUUGAACAUUCAAGGUGAUCAAGUACAAAACAACAACAAUAACAGCUCAACAUCAGGUCCAAGCUUUGCUAUGCCUCUGAUUCCGGAAGCAGCGGUUGUUCAGCAGAAUAGUUUCGAAUCAUCAGGUGUUUCGGGUUUAACCUUUUCUAAUAUUAAGAAGACACCGUCAUUCGGAUCGAAUUUGAGACUCACAGAACUUGAGAGUUUGAGUCCUCAAGUUCAACUUACAUCCAUUUCUGGACAACCGUCUCCCGAGAUAAAGAAUUUCAGUCCAAAUAUGGACAGACCGCCAAAAGUUCCAACAACUCCUCGAACAGCAGUACUAGUACCAGGCACGACGUCUGUUUUUUCCAAGGCGAAAUCGAGAUUCUCAGAGCCGCCUGUACCAGCUGGUUUUAAUCCGGUGGAUGAUUUGAAGAAGGCUGCCUUGAUGCAAGAAAGUCAGAAUACACCUUACAGAGCAUCCCCGAACAACAAUACAAACGGUCGGAGUUCACCUUACAAGGCAUCCCCAAAUAACAACAGAUCCAGUGCUGCUACUACUCCAAAGGAUAUUACAAAAACAGCUCCGGUUACGCCAAAAACGCCGUUAAUGGCAUCUCCAGGCCCGGGUGGAGGAGGAGGAGAAGAAGAAGACGAAGAAGAAGAAGAUGAAGAUAUUUACUCGAGUGAGAAAGCAGCUACUUUGAUGCAGAGUUGUCGUAAGAAAAUGAAAUUUUGGACUGUCCUCGAGUGGAUAGCAUUACUUGGUGUAACGGCUACGUUCAUAUUAAGCUUAACAAUUUCCAAGUUGAAGAAUUUAAGGAUUUCAGAGUUGCAUCUUUGGAAAUGGUGUGUGCUACUAUUGGUGAUUGUUUGCGGUCGGCUGUUUACAGAUUGGUUAGUGAAAGGUUUGGUUUUCCUGGUUGAGAAGAGAUUCAUUCUCAAAAAGAAGGUUCUGUAUUUUGUUUAUGGGUUGAAGAAGAGUGUCCAGGUUUGCAUUUGGUUGGCUUUGGUUCUUCUUUCAUGGACUUUGUUCUUUGAUGGGAAGCUAAAGCUAUCCAAAGACGAUAACAAGUUUAUUAGAUAUGUUACAAGGGCUCUUGUUUCUUCUCUAGCUGGAGCUGGUAUUUGGCUACUCAAGACUCUUUUAUUGAAGAUUUUAGCCUCUUCUUUUCAUGUCAAUACGUUCUUUGACAGGAUUCAAGAAUCAUUGUUUCACCAGUAUGUCCUUCAGGUGCUCUCUGGACCUCCAAAAAUGCAGCUGGCCGAGAACAUUGGGCGUACAAAGACUAUAGGAACGUUGAGUGUGCGUAGUACAACGAAGAAAGGGAAAGAAGGCCAAGUACAGGAAAUCGAUGUGAACAAGCUUCAUAAACUUAAGCAAGAGAAGGUAUCAGCUUGGACCAUGAAAUUAUUAUGUGAUAUGGUAAGUACUACAGGUCUUUCUACACUCUCGGAUGAAAUUGAAGACCUUUAUGAUGAAGAGCAGAAAGAUGUGGAGAUUACUUGCGAGUGGCAAGCAAAGGCUGCUGCUUUUCGGAUUUUCAAAAACGUUGCAAAACCUCGUGAAAAGUAUAUUUAUGAAGAAGACCUCUUAAAAUUCUUAACCAAAGAAGAGGUGGCUAAUGUCUACCCACUCUUUGAAGGAGCGGUGGAGGCUGGAAAGAUAAAGAAAUCAAUGUUGAGGAACUGGGUGGUGAAGGUCUACCUUGAACGUAAAUCGCUUGGACAUUCUUUGAAUGAUGCACAAACAGCUGUAAGAGAGCUGAACAAGAUAGCAUCUGUGAUUGUGCUUGUAAUGAUUGUCAUAGUAUGGGUUCUUUUAAUGGGAAUCGCUACAACACAAUUUCUAGUUUUCAUUUCAUCUCAGAUGUUACUGGUUGUUUUUGUGUUUGGAAACAUGGCUAAGACGGUAUUUGAAGGCAUCAUAUUCGUGUUCAUAAUGCACCCGUUUGAUGUUGGUGACCGUUGUCUGGUUGAUAAUGUUCAGAUGGUUGUUGAAGAAAUGAACAUAUUAUCAACAGUUUUUCUGAGAUAUGACAAUCAGAAAAUGUACUUCCCCAAUUCUGUCUUGGCAACUAAAAUCAUCGGAAACUUCAAUAGAAGUCCCUUCAUGGGUGACGCUGUGGAAUUCAAUGUCAAUGUUGCAACUUCAGUUGAAACUAUUGGAGAACUGAAAGCUAGAAUAAAGAUGUACAUAGAAAGCAAACCACAGCAUUGGAGUCCUAAUCACACUGUAGUGGUGUUGGAGAUUGUAAAUGUGCAUGACCUGAAGAUGGCUUUGUAUCUCAGUCACACAAUGAAUCACCAAAACAUGGGAGAGAAAAACAACCGAAGGUCGGAUCUCGUCUUUGAGUUGAAGAAAAUAUUUGUAGAGCUCAAAAUUGAAUUCAAACUUCUCCCCCAAGAAGUUUAUGUUACAUAUGCUGGUUCACCAACAACAGCACCAGUAGUGAUUGGAUAAUGUCGUUAUUCUUAUGAACUUCAAAGGCUUCUUCUAUAUGCAUGUACUGGAGAAAUUGAAGAAAGACGGUUAUUGGUCCUGGAGAAAUUUUUUGAUCAACCACGGGGGCUUUCAAGUCUACCAGACUACAUUGAAAGAUGGGCAAAGAGUUGCUGCAAUAUCAAGCUUUUAUGUCAUUCACUUGAUUAUGACAUUCAAACUUCCAAUUAAGAACACAAUUUGCUGGCAUCCUGGCAAUGUAAUACUAUGUAAUCCCAUUCCUUGUCUCAGUAUCAAUAUUCAUUACUAUUUACUUCUUUUUUCA